AUGAUGAUGCUGGGUCUGGGGUCUGUUGGAUUGGUUCUGUUAUCUCUGGCUGUCCAGAGUGGACAUGGAGCCCAGGACAGGUGAGUCUGGGAGGGAUACUGUAACUGUAUAACGGUUAGUCUCCUAUGAAGGAUGACUUAACCAGUCAGACUAACAGGAAUUUGAUAAAAGAUUCAUACAUCGGUAGCUGAUUUAUAACCAUUUUAUAACCGCCAAACCAAGAUGUAUUCGUUUCAUGUGCAUAUGUGUGUGUCAAUGUACAGUGCUAUCUGGAGUAGAGAGGAGACGGCUGAGAGGAAUUAUUACACCAGGUACCACAAUAUGUCAGAGGUGAGAGUUCACACACACACACACACACACACACAGAAAGAAUGACCGAGUCCUCACUGCAUAGAGACACUGUGUGGUACCUCUCCCUAUAGAUUACAGCAUGGAUGGAACAGAUGAAGAGGGAGAACCCAGAUGUUGUGUCCUCCAUGGUCUACGGUCAAACCUAUGAGAGGAGGGACAUCACCUUACUGAAGGUUCUUCACCUCUCUCUCUGCAAUCACGGUCUUCAGAGUUCCUUUGCCCUGGCUAGGUCAAUCUUACAGGGAAACCACUAAGUAGCUUUCAUCACUAGUUUUCCUCUGCUUUGACUAGACCUAAGAGGCCAAUGUAUGCAGCUCAAUAGAGAUCUCCUGUUGGUUGUUGUGUUGCAGAUUGGUUUGAGUUCUACUGGGAGGAAGAAGGCUAUCUGGAUGGACUGUGGGAUCCACGCCAGAGAAUGGAUCGCUCCUGCUUUCUGCCAAUACUUCGUUAAAGAGGUGUGUGUGUGUCUACUAUCAUAGAAAUGAAAUUAAAGAAAGAGCAUGAAGCAGUACUGGUGAGAAUCUCCUCCUUGAUUUCUACCAACAGAUCCUGAGAACGUACAAAACAGACACCAAGGUGAAUGAGAUGAUGAAAAAUCUGGAUUUCUACAUAACACCAGUCCUAAACGUUGACGGCUACAUCUACUCUUGGCAUAAUGCAAGCGUAAGUGGUGAUUAAUUCUCCUUCAGACCAGCUUUGACACAUUCUGGGAAACUACUGGAAUAUGACAAACUGUUUCUUUAAUUGCGUCACACCUCUGCCAGGUGGUAUCAGUACUACAUAAUCUACAUUAUACAACAGUUGGGUCUAAUCCUGAAUGCUGAUUGGUUAAGAGAGUCCACAACAAACCUAGACACUGGUACAAUACAUGCAGAGUAGACUUUACAAGUAACAAGAGCGCCAUCUAUUGGCUUGGAUUACAUAUUGUAACAUAAAUAUUAUUGAUGACAGUAUUAUCAUUCCAGUUAGUGACUAGUGGUUCUUAUCUCUGUAGACUCGACUGUGGAGGAAGUCCAGAUCUCCAGGAACAGGAGGCUGUACCUGCUAUGGAACAGAUCUCAAUCGCAACUUCUACGCCAACUGGGGUAGUGAGUAUGGUUCUUACUCUAAACAACUCACACACACCAGGGUUGGGGUCAAUUCCAUUUCAAUUCCAUUGAAUUCAGAUAGUACACUGAAAUUCCAAUUCCCUUCAAUGCCUUUCAAUGAGGAACAUUUGGAAUUUGGUUUAUUCUCUGAAUUGACUGGAACUGAGAUGGAAUUGACCCCAACCCUGACACACACACCCUAACUGUGUUUUCCUCUCCUGUCUUUGUAGUGGUUGGUGUCUCUACAGAUUGCUGCAAUCUGUUCUACUGUGGCACCAAGGCCCUCUCUGAGUCGGAGGCCCGGGCCGUCACUGACAUGUUGGGGAAGAUGAGGGAAGACAUCCUGGCUUUCCUCACCAUCCACUCCUAUGGCCAGCAGCUCCUGGUGCCCUACGGACACCCUAACAUCUCAGCACCCAACCAUGAUCAGCUGGUACGCCCGCCCCCAAAGAUACGUUUUGUUGUAAUAGACCAGUGUUUUAAAAUGGGCCAUCAUUUUAACCAUAAUAAUAACCUGCAGUAUGUCUCUGUGUUGCCAGAUGGAGGUGGGUCUGGGAGCAGCUACGGCUAUAAAGGCUGUCCAUGGGAUGGACUAUACAGUAGGCACCUCACCUGAUAUCCUGUGUAAGUAAGGCUGAGGGAACACAAUGAAUCACCAAACACUGGAGUGAGCAAUGCCUGGUUCAUCCCAUGUUAAAGACCAACAUCUAUACUCAGACUCAUGGCAAUCCAAUGGGAAGAGACUAUACAACUACUGGCCUAUAAAACUCUCUCUCUCUCUCUGUCUCCAGAUCCCUUCUCGGGCUCAUCUCAGGACUUUGCCAGGCUGAUCGGCAUCCCUUUGUCUUUCACCUUUGAGCUGAGGGACAAGGGUGAGCACGGCUUCGAGCUCCCAGAGGACCAGAUCCAGCCCACCUGUGAGGAGGCCUACGCCGGAGCACACCACAUCAUCACCUACGCACACGACAAGGCCUUCUACAGCUCUGCUGCCACAGUCACGACAACACUGUGGACCACACUGCUGGCAGCCUGGGUCUCUAGCGCCACCCUGCUGUAA
Coregonus sp. 'balchen' is the source of this 2496-nucleotide messenger RNA. NCBI's taxonomy places the organism in Eukaryota, Metazoa, Chordata, Actinopteri, Salmoniformes, Salmonidae. The record is from the annotation of a GenBank genome assembly.